Cornus florida is the source of this 576-nucleotide messenger RNA. RefSeq lists its product as uncharacterized. NCBI's taxonomy places the organism in Eukaryota, Viridiplantae, Streptophyta, Magnoliopsida, Cornales, Cornaceae. The coding region runs from base 74 to 454 and encodes 126 amino acids. The transcript is spliced from 2 exons. The record is from RefSeq and is a predicted model, not a curated record.
CGGCAGAAAGCCAUUGCCCUCUAUUCGGGAAGUUUUUUCUGAAGUUAGACGUGAGGAGUCAAGGAGAAAAAUCAUGCUGCGCAACACCGAACAUGGUUUCAAUCUGGAACCUGAGGGCUUUGCUCUUGUGUUAAGAGGUGUUGAUUCUGACAACGACGGGUGCAAGAAACCGUGGUGCGAGCAUUGCAAAAAACCAUGGCAUACGAAGGAGACGUGUUGGAAGCUUCAUGGUAAACCAGUAAAUUGGAAGCCAAAAUCCGAACGUGACGGUCGCGCCUACCAAGCCACUGCUGAAGAGACUCAGGAGCCUUCUACCAACUCGGAUGCAGUCUCUUUUACCAAGGAGCAAUUAGAGCACCUGUACAAAUUGUUUUCUCCAAAACUGUCCUUAACUCCGUCUUGUUCUUUGGUACAGAAGGGAAUUGGCCACGGGGAGGAUGAUUGGCAGUGCUAAGGAAAAAGAUGGACUCUAUUAUUUUGACGAUGGACCUGACUCGAGUAGACGAUGUCAAAGUACUUCCUUAAAUUCUGUUUUUGUUUCCAAAGAUAAUGAUAUUAUGUUAUGGCAUUAUAGGU